Messenger RNA from Telopea speciosissima, 1501 nucleotides. RefSeq names its product ADP,ATP carrier protein 1, mitochondrial-like. The record is from RefSeq and is a predicted model, not a curated record. Gene Ontology annotation, biological process: mitochondrial ATP transmembrane transport; mitochondrial ADP transmembrane transport. The transcript has 4 exons. Gene Ontology annotation, cellular component: mitochondrial inner membrane. The coding region runs from base 135 to 1349 and encodes 404 amino acids. Gene Ontology annotation, molecular function: ATP:ADP antiporter activity. Lineage: Eukaryota; Viridiplantae; Streptophyta; Magnoliopsida; Proteales; Proteaceae.
UUACCGACCUCUUCAAUUCCGUCCAGACAUCCAUUCUCCUUCUUAUUCUUCAGGUCGCCGCCUCUAUUUAUUUUUUGGUUAUUCUCUUUGGUCACAUUUCUCUGCUCCUUCCUUUUCACACUCUCUCUUCACGCAUGCAUUUGACAUCACAAGACAUGGCGGAUUGGCCUCCCCACCCAUCUGUUGUUCAGAAAUUUGGUAGUCAAUUCAAUCUCCAUUCCUGCUAUUCUCAAGAUGUGCAGACCCAGAACAGUAUCUUACAAAAAAAGAAUGCUUCUCAUGAGAGACGCUUCACUUAUGGAAAUUACAGAAAUGGUUCCCUUCAGAAUCCAUUGAUGAAGAUGCAGGGAAUGCAUAUGCAUAGGCGUGAUCUGUCUACAACACUGACUUCCAUGUCACCCGUCAUGAUGGUCCAAGCACCUGCAGAGAAAGGAGCAGCAGGUUUCAUUAUUGACUUCCUGAUGGGUGGAGUCUCAGCAGCUGUAUCCAAAACAGCUGCUGCUCCUAUUGAACGUGUGAAGCUUUUGAUUCAGAACCAAGAUGAGAUGAUCAAGGCUGGUAGACUCUCUGAACCUUACAAGGGAAUUGGAGAAUGUUUUGGUCGGACAAUAAAGGAGGAAGGAUUUGGCUCAUUAUGGAGAGGAAACACAGCUAAUGUCAUCCGCUACUUCCCCACUCAGGCCUUAAACUUUGCAUUCAAGGAUUACUUCAAGCGUAUGUUUAACUUCAAGAAGGACAGAGAUGGGUAUUGGAAAUGGUUUGCUGGAAACUUAGCUUCAGGUGGUGCUGCUGGUGCUUCUUCCCUCUUCUUUGUCUACUCCUUGGAUUAUGCUCGAACCCGUCUGGCUAAUGAUUCAAAGGCAGCAAAGAAGGGAGGAGAAAGGCAAUUCAAUGGUUUGGUUGAUGUAUACAAGAAAACAAUGAAGACUGAUGGGAUUGCUGGUCUCUACCGUGGCUUCAACAUUUCCUGUGUGGGAAUCAUAGUUUAUCGCGGUCUCUAUUUUGGAAUGUAUGAUUCUCUCAAGCCAGUGUUGCUGACUGGAAAACUUCAGGAUAGUUUCUUUGCGAGUUUCGCGUUAGGUUGGGUGAUAACAAAUGGAGCAGGGCUUGCAUCCUACCCAAUUGAUACUGUUCGUAGAAGAAUGAUGAUGACUUCUGGUGAAGCAGUCAAAUACAGUAGCUCCAUGGAUGCAUUCUCACAGAUUCUAAAGAAUGAAGGAGCAAAAUCUUUGUUUAAGGGUGCCGGUGCCAACAUCCUACGUGCAGUUGCAGGUGCUGGUGUGCUUGCUGGCUAUGAUAAAUUGCAGGUGAUAGUUUUUGGAAAGAAGUAUGGAUCUGGUGGCGGCUAAGGAUGCUCUAGCAGUUCAAUCUUCGAAAGGAAGACAGAAGAGAAUUGAAGUCUUAAAUGUUGAGUUCAAUUGAACAGAGGCGGAUCUUUUCUUGGUUCUUUCUUUAGUUUUAAACAAUUCAAAAUCAAAUCAUCAAUGAGAGACAAUGAGAG